Molecule: messenger RNA, 714 nt
Organism: Drosophila subobscura
Lineage: Eukaryota; Metazoa; Arthropoda; Insecta; Diptera; Drosophilidae
Exons: 2
Coding region: 85-705 (206 amino acids)
Source: RefSeq, a predicted model, not a curated record
UCAGUCGACAUCUGACUGUGCUCCGUAAAACAUAUAUAAUAUUCAACAACAAAAAUUCGUAACAAAAAAUUAAAAUUAAUUAAAAUGUUUUCGCUUUCUGGUGCUACUGGGCUUGAUGUCAUCGUUGUUGUCACUUACAAUAUUUUUCUAUAUUGGGUGGCACCGUCUAUGAAAAAGCCCGUCCUUCAGCUGAGUAAAUGGCAGAGCAUAUCGAAAGCCAUCUGGCAAAGCAUACCGCACUGCAUACAAGAGAUCAUCUCUCAGAUUCCCUAUGUUGAAAACUGGAUCCAAGUCGUGCAGCCGCCAGUCCGAGGACUAGACUAUCUGCACCCCAAAUUUGUGGACAUCUUUUGGAGCAUAAACCUGGCCAUAAACAUACUGAUGGUGCUCGCAGCAGUAAUACAAUCGCAAUGGAAACACCAUUACAAAUGUCUACGCAAUCUGCUAUUUAUAAUAUUUGGUCUAUGGAUCAUUUUGGGCUUCAUUCUAUUGCUGUUGGUUUUAUGCCCAUACAUUUUUCCGACCGAAGCACUUUUGCAAGCACAACUGAACAAUGAUCUCACCAAGUUCUUGAUAUGCAGCCUGGGCAUGAGCUUUGUCUGCGGCGUACUCAUGAGCAAGUCUCUGAAACUGAAUCCUAACCGCCGCAAGUCGAGACCUUUGAGUACAUGGCGCCGACCUUUAAAGUCGCUUGGUCGCUGCUAAAUUUGUUAA